UGGAGCUCCAGUGACAGCAGCUGCAGCUGAACACCAAUCACAGAGCUCGCAGAUGGAAAAGCAAGUUGAGUGUGUGAGAGUGCGUGCGUGUGUGUGCAGGCAGAGCCGUGUCAGCUCCUCCACUGCUGCUGGAAACAACCAAACCCUUUCGCUUUUUUAAGCCGACUUUCAGCCUCCUCCGCAGCCGCGAACAUGCCCGCUGACGCGUCCUCGCACCGCGGCGAGCGCUUUUCGCGCUGGACAUGAGCGUGGAUUUGUUUUCCCGAGCAAGGAACUCAUGAAACACCUCAAUCAGAGCGACGGGUUUAUGGACUCGCGUAUUGAGUAUUAGCUAAUGAUGUCUAUGGGUUUCAUGCCUGACAGUCUGAAUGCGUCAGAUCCCUCCAAGUCGGCCUUCCUCGAGUUCGGCCACGGACACGCGGCUCACCAGCAGCACUCCCCCGGACUCUCUCACAUUUACCCCGUCCAUGGCUUGCACGCUGCCGGUCACUCCCAGCACGAAACUCCUUUCCCCGGCAGCUCGUCCUAUGGCCGCGCGCUGGGCUACGCCUACCCCGGCACGGUGAACGCUCACGCCGCGUCCGCGUACUUGCCUUACCAGCACAACAAUCACAGCAGCAACAGCAGCAGCAGCGGCGGCGGCGGCGGCGGCAGAUUAGAGCUGACAGAUCGCGAGAAGUCCACGGCGAGUGAGAGCAGAGAAAUUCGUCUCAAUGGCAAGGGGAAGAAAAUCCGGAAGCCCCGCACCAUCUACUCCAGCCUGCAGCUGCAGGCGCUGCACCAGCGCUUCCAGCAGACCCAGUACCUGGCCUUACCAGAGCGCGCAGACCUGGCGGCCAAACUGGGGCUCACCCAGACUCAGGUGAAAAUAUGGUUUCAGAAUAAACGCUCCAAGUAUAAAAAGAUCAUGAAGCACGGCAGCGGCUCAGAGGGCGAACACCUCCACAGCACCAGCUCCAUCUCCCCGUGCUCGCCGGGCCUGCCUCAGCUCUGGGAGGUGUCCAUGGCGAACAAAGGCGCCUCCAUGCACCCAAACACUUACAUGAACAGUUUUGGCCACUGGUAUCCGAACCACCAUGCUCACCAGGACGCGAUGCCCAGGCCUCAGAUGAUGUGAGUGGACAGUUUCUGCCCAGGCCUCCUCCUCCUCCUCCUCCUCGUGAACUCCAUUUAAACGUGUGUUUUAUAGGACGUGUCCUUGUCCACUGUGUUCCGUGUGAAUAAUGUCACUGCAGAAUAUUACCAGGCAUUAAAUGCUUCUCUCUCUCUCUGGGAUCAUCAUCA
Solea senegalensis (Senegalese sole) is the source of this 1284-nucleotide messenger RNA. It is a transcript of the gene dlx4b, whose product is annotated as distal-less homeobox 4b. The record is from RefSeq and is a predicted model, not a curated record. NCBI's taxonomy places the organism in Eukaryota, Metazoa, Chordata, Actinopteri, Pleuronectiformes, Soleidae. The transcript is spliced from 3 exons. Gene Ontology annotation, biological process: embryo development; negative regulation of transcription by RNA polymerase II; cell differentiation. Gene Ontology annotation, molecular function: RNA polymerase II cis-regulatory region sequence-specific DNA binding; DNA-binding transcription factor activity, RNA polymerase II-specific. Bases 335 to 1117 code for a protein of 260 amino acids.